AUGGAAACUGCGAUGCAAGAACCGUCCAAUCCGACCAAACCCGUCCAACUGCCAAAACCACAACAGCAACAGGAACAACAGAAUCAACAGAAGCAGCAGCAACAGCAGGAAGAUGAUUCACGAAAUCAGCAGGUGUUUUAUAAAGCCCAGAAGCUACUUGAAUUAUCUGUGACUGGCGUGAAGGCUGUUAUAACUGCGGAGGACCUGAAGACCCACUUUGCCCGCUUUGGGGAUCUGGUUGAAGUGGAUUUGUUUAUAAAUCCCACGAUAAACAAACACAAUGGAAGUGGCUACAUCAGGCUGCGGCCGACAGCAGAUACCAACCACAUCCUCAAAACGGAGCACAUUGUAUGCGGUGUUCCUAUCAAUGUUAAGGAGCGUUCUGCCUCCGAUGAUUCAGAACGAAACUCAGUAUGCCCAUCUCUCGAAUCUGCGAACGUUCAGUGGGAAGAGGAGGAGAAGAUGAAAAACCCUGACAUCGCUACCGGACCAACUAUUUUUGUAGGCGGUAUCGGGAGAAAACUAUCUUCGGAAGCCGUCAGGGAGUACUUUUCACGUUUCGGAUGUGUUACGAAAGUGAGACGAGCUGUCGUGCCCUCUAAUGGGAGACAACUUGCCUAUGGAUUCGUCACCUUUGCCAAGAAUACUGAUAUUAGCUUGAUUCUGGCCUCGAAACGACACAAUGUCGAGGGUUGGGACGUCGAAAGCGCACAUGAUCUCAAAAUUGGCCAGUUUGUACUGCCUAACAUGCCCGGGUGA
Dibothriocephalus latus is the source of this 759-nucleotide messenger RNA. Lineage: Eukaryota; Metazoa; Platyhelminthes; Cestoda; Diphyllobothriidea; Diphyllobothriidae. The record is from the annotation of a GenBank genome assembly.